Cyprinodon tularosa is the source of this 3026-nucleotide messenger RNA. RefSeq names its product stromal interaction molecule 1a (gene stim1a). Gene Ontology annotation, molecular function: calcium channel regulator activity; calcium ion binding; protein binding. NCBI's taxonomy places the organism in Eukaryota, Metazoa, Chordata, Actinopteri, Cyprinodontiformes, Cyprinodontidae. The transcript has 14 exons. The coding region runs from base 171 to 2621 and encodes 816 amino acids. Gene Ontology annotation, cellular component: plasma membrane; endoplasmic reticulum. The record is from RefSeq and is a predicted model, not a curated record. Gene Ontology annotation, biological process: activation of store-operated calcium channel activity; intracellular calcium ion homeostasis; store-operated calcium entry.
GCGGCUUUUUUGGUUCAGUAGUCUGUAGGCUGCCUGAAGACCGACAGCUCUACCAGGAGGUGGAGUACCGUAGCUCUUCAACUCCGCGGGACCAGACAUUUGCAGCUAUGUGGUUAUUGAGCUGAAAUCACACAUUUGCUGACUGUAAUAGAUGACAGCAUCCAAAAGACAUGGAGCUUCUUAAAUCUGUGACCUUGUGGAUAUUUUGUCUGUGCCUAUUUGGAGAGUGUGCAUCUGAAAAGCAAAGUUCUCCAACAGUGGAUGGUCAAAAUGGUGAAAGCGGAGUGUCCGAUUUUUGUCGUAUCGAUGAACCACUAUGCAAAGAUGACAACGCCAUCCUCACCUUUGAGGCUAUCCGUAGUAUCCAUAAGCAGAUGGAUGAUGACGCAAACGGCAAUGUAGACGUAGUAGAGACAGAUGGAUUCCUUCGAGAAGACCUUAACUACCAUGACCCCAAGGCCAAACACAACAGCUUUCAUGGCGAUGACCAGUUCAUUAGUGUGGAGGAUCUGUGGAAUGCAUGGAAGGGUUCUGAAGUGUAUAAUUGGACUGUAGAUAAAGUGGGGGAGUGGCUCAUCAGCUAUGUGGAACUGCCUCAGUAUGUGGAUGCAUUUCGCAAGCUGGCUUUCAAUGGAAGUGUUAUGCCAAGGCUUGCUGUAAAGAAUGCUACUCUGACAGUCUCUAUUCUGAAGAUUCUGGAUCGCAGCCAUGUGCAAAAAUUACAACUCAAAGCUUUGGACACUGUUCUUUUUGGACCCCCCCUAAUGAAUCGACACAACCACCUGAAGGACUUCAUGCUUGUGGUGUCAAUAGUCAUAGGAAUGGGAGGCUGCUGGUUUGCCUACAUACAGAAUCGUUACUCAAAGGACCAUAUGAAGAAAAUGAUGAAGGACUUGGAAGGCCUGCAGCGUGCUGAGCAGAGUUUGCAUGAUCUACAGCAAAAGCUGCAGAUUGCCCAGGAGGAGCAUCGGUCUGUUGAAGUGGAGAAGGUGACCCUGGAACAAAAGCUGAGGAAUGAGAUAAAUGCUGCAAAGCAAGAAGCUCAGCGACUGAGGGAGCUGCGAGAAGGCUCUGAGAAUGAGCUGAGUCGGCAGAAGUAUGCAGAAGAAGAGCUAGAACAGGUGCGCAUGGCUCUGAAGAAAGCUGAGAAGGAGCUGGAGUCCCGGAGUGGCUGGUCACCACCAGAGCCUCUGCAGAAGUGGCUGCAGCUUACCCAUGAGGUAGAGGUGCAGUACUACAACAUCAAAAAGCAAAAUGCUGAACGGCAGCUCCUGGUGGCCAAAGAAGGGGCAGAGAAGAUAAAGAAAAAGAGAAACACUCUAUUUGGGACGUUCCAUGUGGCUCAUAGCUCCUCACUGGAUGAUGUGGACCAUAAAAUAUUGGCUGCAAAGCAAGCCCUCGGUGAGGUGACUGCUGCUCUGAGGGAAAGGCUGCACCGCUGGCAGCAGAUAGAGGUGCUCACAGGCUUUACUAUAGUCAAUAAUCCAGGCCUUCCCUCACUGGCCUCAGCCCUCAACCUUGAUGCCAGCUUCAUGGGUGGCAGAGCCACGCCUCAGCACUUUGUCAUGUCGGACGAUAUGGACGACUUGGAUGAAGGGAUUUUACCUGGAACUCUGCAAUAUCGCACAAUGCAGCCGGGGCGGCGAGUCAGUGACCUGUGGCCUAUUGCUUCAGAUUGCCAGUUCAUGUGGAAAUAUACUGCUCCCAGUAUGAUGUCCCUGCGCCAACGCCACAUUGACCCCCAGCUGGCAUUGGGUUCCCAGAGGUUGGUAGAGAGUUCUCUGCUGGCAGGGCAGCAGGGAGAGGGAAACCCUUAUCCGUCUAAGCCUAGGCCUGCCUUCCUGCAGUCUCGAAGUCAUUCGUUUGGGCAGCUAGAAUGUCUUCCUCUGCAAACUCUCUCCUCAGCUGUCUCUCACCCGUCAGUCAUCUGUUCUUCCAACCCAAUCCCUCAGUCUCUGCCAUCCUUGUCCUCUUCCUCCUCCUGCUUGCCCAGCACCGUUGCUGGCGGUGUUGCACAUCAUUCCUCCCAUGUACAUCAUGCUGCUUUCCAACCCAUGGACCCCAUUCCUGAUUAUAUCUCCAAAGUUCAGUCCUCAUGCGACAGUCUCGGGGACUUGAAUCGCUCCGACUCGGACUCCUCGUUGUCCCUCUCACAAGUUGGUGAUCGGCUCUCGGCCUACAGCUCCAGAAGCCGUCUAAUCAAACCCACCUCUCUUGUGUAUGGGCUGCCCGUACAAUCAGACGACACCGUCUCCCUGCACUCCCUCAGCUCUAACGGAGGGAACCGCAUUUAUGAAGCCGGAGCCACAGAGGCUUUUUCCGGCAGCCCAAUAUUAAUGAGGGAGAUUCAUCCCAUGGAGAAGUCACCCAGUAUGGGAGAGAUCAACAACUUCUCCGAGUCAUCCCGUUCUUUUAGCCCCAACUCAACGGAGCCCGAUACGCCAUCCCCAACAGGAGGCCAAACAGGAGUUGCGGGGGUGAAAGGUAGCAGUCGCAUCCCCCAGCUGUCCUCCAAGAAAAGUCCUCUGGAGGAGGACAGUGGAUCAACAGGAGAAGACACAGAUCCCAGCGUCACCCGCAAGAAACUUCCCUUCAAAAUCUUCAAGAAACAGAAGAAAUAAGAGCAACAUAAACUGAAAGGCUAUCAAAGCUGCUUGACUGUAUUCCUGUAGUUUUUCUUUCUCUUUUUUUUUAUGUCUGGGGUUUGAUUAUGUUCAAAAGAUGGCAAUAUUUAUUGCCAUUGCAUCUUUUCUGUAGGUUACAACACCUACUUUGGACUGUGGGAGCAACCAGCUGUUUCGCUUUAUCUGCUUAUUUGGUCAGUGUUUGAACCUAAUGGCAGCGGGCAGGUAUGUACAUUGGAAUGUAAAGUAUUAUUUAUUCCCGCGGAACGUUGCGUCAGUCUGAAAGGGAAACGUCUCCCUCAUGGUUUUUUCUUUCUUGUUCUACAAUUUGACAUUUUGCAUGUCUUCUCUUUCGGUUGGCUGAUUCGCUCUUAGUGUUUGCUUGGUUCUUGUUGUUAUCGA